This is a messenger RNA of Cariama cristata (Red-legged seriema), 1303 nucleotides long. It is a transcript of the gene FOXJ1, whose product is annotated as forkhead box J1. The annotation marks the transcript as partial. Gene Ontology annotation, molecular function: DNA-binding transcription factor activity; sequence-specific DNA binding. Lineage: Eukaryota; Metazoa; Chordata; Aves; Cariamiformes; Cariamidae. Gene Ontology annotation, biological process: regulation of DNA-templated transcription. The transcript is spliced from 3 exons. The record is from RefSeq and is a predicted model, not a curated record.
GAUCUGCCCCGUUCUUUCCCUCCGCUUUACGUGCACCUUGAAAAUGCAAGAGUCAUCAAUGAACCAAGAUAAAGAUGACUGGUUCCAGAGCCGCCUGCGAGCAGCAAGGGAGAGAGCACAGGAGGUCAGCAUGGGCAUAGGCAAACCCUCCUGCUGCAUCAGCAGCCUGGAUCCCCAUGAGUACCACACGAUCAUCAGCUUUGCUUCCCCAUGCUCACCCCUUGCUGCUGACCCGGCGUGCAUGGGUGUGCCGCAGAAUCCCUGCAAGCCCAUCUCCUCCUCCACCUCGAAUACGGCACACCACACCAUCACCACGCACCCUCAGCUCAUGGAGGACAUCAACUACAAGACCAAUCCGCACGUCAAGCCACCCUAUUCCUACGCCACCCUCAUCUGCAUGGCGAUGGAAGCCAGCGGCAAGCCCAAAAUCACCCUCUCUGCCAUCUACAAGUGGAUUACUGACAACUUCUGCUACUUCCGACAUGCUGAUCCCACUUGGCAGAACUCCAUCCGGCACAACCUCUCCUUGAAUAAGUGCUUCAUCAAGGUGCCCCGGGAGAAGGGCGAGCCAGGGAAAGGCGGGUUUUGGAAGCUUGAUCCCCAGUACGCUGACCGGCUCAAGAACGGUACCUUCAAAAAGCGGAGAGUAUCCCCAGCGCAGAUCCACCCAGCCUUCACCAAAACAGCCCAUCAAGAACAACAGCAUGUCAUCAGCCCGGCCGUUUCAGCUUGCACCUCCAACAGCAUCCUCAGUGUCAACAUGGAGUCGCAGCAGCUGCUGAAAGAGUUUGAAGAAGCUGUGGGCAACCAGAAUUGGAAUCCAGAGGAUGUCAAAGCAGGGAAGAAGCGCAAGCAGUCCUUGCCCAAGCAAACGGCCAAGGUGGCUCGGCUUUCCAACUCCGCCUCGCUGACCCAGGAAGAGCAGACUGAGCUGGGAUCGCUGAAAGGUGACUUUGACUGGCAAGCCAUCUUCAACACCAGCCUGAAUGGAGACUGCCUCGCUUUUGAGAACCUGGACACCAUACCUCCCAUCAACCCCGUAACACACGACCUGGACUUGAUGGUACACGGGCAGCACACUGACUGUCCCGAGGGGCAGGAGCUGGUCCUCACUGAAUCCAACCAGAACAACUUGGACUUUGAUGAAACUUUCAUCGCCACUUCUGUCCUGCAGCAUCCCUGGGACGAAGACACAAGUGAUUUCCUCUCCAACUGUGUCAACAUAGACCAGGUGUUUGAAUUCAGCGAUCCCAUUGAGCCAGCAGAUGAGAACAACUUGACCAGUCUGGCCUCCCUCUUAUAA